UUAUUUGCAAACUCCCUUUGCUUUUUUUUCCUCGUCUCCCCCUCUCUGUCUCUGUCUCGCUCUCGCUCUCGCCUCCAAUGCAACUUUUGCAGAAACCCCCAACACACACAGACAUGUUGAGCUGAGAGCUAGGGGGAUCGGCUGAGUCCCCCCUCCCCGACCCCAAGUCCCAAAUCUGGGGGGGGGCCUCUAAUCACCUCUCCCCCCACCCUUGACCUGUCCACUGUGCAUCGACCCUCCCCACACCUCUUCCACUCCCUGCUCCUUUUUUUGGUGGUGUUUUUGUUAGAUGGACAGGAUCAAGGGUGGAUUUUUCUGUCUCCCCCCUGAUGAAGUGAGGCGGUGAUGCAGGAGGCUGGCAGCUUCGACUGUACGGAGAGACACAGGCUCAAGAUGGCAGAUUUGUAUUGAGUUUGGGGGGCUGAGAUCUCGCUUCAUUUUUUAAAUGUUUUAAUAUAUUUUUUUUUGCCAUGAAUAACACAUUCUUGCACCGAUGGCCCCUAUGUACGAAGGUAUGGCCUCGCAUGUGCAAGUUUUCUCCCCUCACACCCUUCAGUCAAGUGCCUUCUGUAGUGUGAAGAAACUGAAAGUGGAACCGAGUUCUAACUGGGAUAUGACUGGGUACGGCACACAUAGCAAAGUCUACAGCCAGACCAAGAACGUGCAGUCCUCCCAAGCGGCGGCAGCAGCAGUCAACGCCUCCCUCCAGAUUCCCAACCCCAGUAUCCCUUACGAACAGACCAUCAUCUUUCCAGCAAGCACGGGGCACAUCGUGGUGACAUCUGCCAGCAGCACUUCUGGUGUCGUUGCAGUGUCUGGGCAAGCAUUGGGAGGACCUCACAACCUGAUGCGUCGAAGCACUGUGAGCCUUCUGGACACCUACCAAAAAUGUGGACUUAAGCGCAAGAGUGAGGAAAUUGAGAACACAAGCAGUGUGCAGAUAAUUGAAGAGCAUCCACCAAUGAUUCAGAACAAUGCCAGUGGGGCCACAGUAGCUACUGCCACCACAUCCACUGCCACAUCCAAAAACAGUGGCUCCAACAGCGAAGGGGAUUACCAGCUGGUACAACAUGAAGUGCUGUGUUCUAUGACCAACACAUAUGAAGUAUUAGAAUUUCUUGGCCGCGGAACCUUUGGGCAAGUGGUCAAAUGCUGGAAACGUGGCACUAAUGAGAUUGUAGCUAUCAAGAUCCUGAAGAACCAUCCUUCCUAUGCCCGACAAGGUCAGAUUGAAGUGAGCAUCCUGGCCCGGUUGAGUACGGAAAGUGCAGAUGACUACAACUUUGUCCGAGCCUAUGAGUGCUUCCAGCACAAAAAUCACACUUGCUUGGUCUUUGAAAUGUUGGAGCAGAACCUCUAUGAUUUUCUAAAGCAAAACAAAUUCAGUCCUUUGCCCCUUAAGUAUAUCCGGCCAAUCCUCCAGCAGGUAGCAACAGCCCUAAUGAAGCUGAAAAGCUUGGGACUGAUUCACGCAGAUCUCAAGCCAGAGAACAUCAUGUUGGUAGACCCAUCCCGACAACCAUACAGGGUCAAGGUCAUAGACUUUGGUUCAGCUAGUCACGUGUCUAAGGCUGUGUGUUCAACUUACCUUCAAUCCAGAUAUUACAGAGCCCCUGAAAUCAUCCUUGGUUUACCAUUCUGUGAAGCAAUUGACAUGUGGUCUCUGGGAUGUGUUAUUGCAGAGCUGUUCUUGGGCUGGCCUUUAUACCCAGGAGCUUCAGAGUACGAUCAGAUUCGCUAUAUUUCACAGACACAGGGCUUACCAGCAGAGUAUUUGUUAAGUUCAGGGACAAAGACAACAAGAUUUUUCAACAGGGAUACAGACUCACCGUAUCCAUUGUGGAGGCUAAAGACACCAGAUGAUCAUGAGGCAGAGACGGGGAUUAAGUCGAAGGAAGCAAGGAAGUACAUUUUCAACUGUUUGGAUGAUAUGGCACAGGUGAAUAUGACAACAGAUUUAGAAGGAAGCGAUAUGUUGGUGGAAAAGGCAGACCGGCGGGAGUUUAUAGAUCUGUUAAAGAAGAUGUUGACUAUAGAUGCGGAUAAGAGGAUAACUCCGAUCGAAACUCUGAACCACCCCUUUGUCACCAUGACGCACUUGCUUGAUUUCCCCCAUAGCACACAUGUCAAGUCCUGUUUCCAGAACAUGGAGAUCUGCAAGCGGCGGGUGAAUAUGUAUGACACGGUAAACCAGAGCAAGACCCCAUUCAUCACCCAUGUGGCCCCGAGCACAUCGACCAACCUGACCAUGACCUUUAACAACCAGCUGAACACUGUCCACAACCAGGCCACCAACCUGGCUCCCACCUCCACCAGUGCCACUAUUUCCUUAGCCAACCCUGAAGUCUCCAUACUAAACUACCAAUCUGCACUCUACCAGCCUUCAGCAGCAUCCAUGGCCGCAGUGGCCCAGCGAAGCAUGCCCCUGCAGACGGGAACGGCGCAGAUCUGUGCCCGGCCUGACCCCUUCCAGCAAGCCCUCAUUGUAUGCCCUCCAGGCUUCCAAGGAUUACAAGCCUCCCCUUCAAAGCAUGCUGGGUAUUCUGUACGGAUGGAGAAUGCUGUUCCGAUUGUCACUCAGGCUCCUGGGGCCCAGUCUCUUCAGAUCCAGCCAGGUCUCCUCGCACAGCAGGCCUGGCCUAGCGGGACCCAGCAGAUCCUGCUCCCUCCAGCCUGGCAGCAAUUGACUGGAGUAGCCGCCCACACCUCAGUCCAGCACGCAACUGUCAUACCAGAGACCAUGGCAGGGACCCAGCCGCUGGCAGACUGGAGAAACACACAUGCUCACGGCAGCCAUUAUAAUCCCAUCAUGCAACAGCCUGCGCUUUUAGCUAGUCACGUGACUCUUCCCGCAGCUCAGCCCUUGAAUGUGGGCGUGGCUCAUGUCAUGAGGCAACAGCCAACCAGCACCACUUCCUCCAGGAAGAACAAGCAGCACCAGUCAUCUAUGAGAAACGUGUCCACAUUUGAGGUUUCGUCCUCUCAGGCCAUCAGCUCCCCUCAGCGAUCGAAACGCGUGAAGGAGAACACUCCCCCUCGCUGUGCCAUGGUGCACAACAGCCCGGCCUGCAGCACUUCUGUCACGUGUGGGUGGGGAGACGUGGCUUCCAGCACCACGCGGGAGCGACAGCGGCAGACGAUAAUCAUUCCCGACACACCCAGCCCUGCAGUCAGUGUCAUCACUAUCAGCAGUGACACAGAUGAAGAAGAAGAACAGAAACAUGCACCCACCAGCACCCUAUCCAAGCAAAGAAAAAACGUCAUCAGCUGUGUCACAGUGCACGAUUCGCCCUACUCCGAUUCCUCCAGCAACAACAGCCCCUAUUCAGUGCAACACCGUGGGGCACACAAUAAUGGGAACACCUAUGAUACAAAAGGGGUACCAGAGACCCACUACAGUGGGAACCCCCGAACUAUAAUCGUGCCACCACUGAAAACCCAAGCCAGUGAGGUGUUGGUGGAAUGCGAUAGCCUAGUACCAGUCACCACCAGUCAUCAUUCAUCCUCCUACAAGUCCAAGUCCUCCAACAUCGUGACCUCCACCAGCGGUCACUCUUCAGGGAGCUCGUCUGGAGCCAUUGCCUAUAGGCAGCAGCGGCCAGGACCACAUUUCCAGCAGCAGCAGCCUCUUAAUCUCAGCCAGGCCCAGCAGCACAUCACGACUGAUCGCACAGGGAGUCACCGGCGACAGCAAGCCUACAUCACUCCAACAAUAGCUCAGGCUCCGUACUCCUUCCCACACAAUAGUCCCAGCCAUGGUACGGUCCACCCCCACCUGGCUGCGGCGGCAGCAGCUCACCUCCCCACCCAGCCCCACCUCUACACGUACACCGCCCCCGCUGCUCUGGGCUCCACAGGCACCGUCGCUCACCUGGUGGCCUCCCAAGGGUCUGCUCGUCAUGCUGUGCAACACACCACUUAUCCGGCCAGCAUUGUCCACCAGGUUCCUGUCAGCAUGGGCCCUCGGGUUCUGCCAUCACCCACCAUCCACCCAAGUCAGUACCAGGCUCAGUUUGCCCAUCAGACCUAUAUCAGUGCUUCUCCCGCUUCCACAGUCUACACUGGAUACCCGCUGAGCCCCACCAAGGUCAACCAGUACCCUUACAUCUAAACACUGGAAUGAGAGAGCGAGAGAGAGAGACCCGCAAAGAGGGAGUGAGGUGGCUGUUUUUAUACUGAAGAACAUGACAAACAAUGCAAUGGGAGGCUCACUUGAAACUUGAACGAAGGAGACUUUAAGGGAGAAAUGAGAAAGGAAAGAAGGAAAGAACUAAUUCUACACUUUUUAUUUAAAAAAAAAAAAAAGAAAAAGGAAAAAAAAAGAGUGAGAAAAAUAAAACAAAUACAAAACCAUUCUGCACCAAACUAGAGGGGGGGAAACAGAUGGACCCAAAGUGGGUCCUGUUUUUGGAGAACUUCACCAAUAGACUUUUAAAGAUUAUUUUAAUCUGAUAAUGAGAUACAUUUAGGUAUUUGUUGUCCAGAACACCUAAAACAAAAUCCAUUAGGUUUUUAACCCAAUAAAUCUACGGAUUAGGGAUUUAUCCAGAAUUUCAAAGGGAUAAUGCCCCAUUUUUGCACUGGUCUCUGUAACCCAAAGGUGUGUGAGGUGUUUUCCAUGGGGAAGGUAAAGGGAGGGGAGUGGACAGGGGUAGAGGAGGGGAAGGAAGGAUUGUUCCAUCACUCUAAAUUUCAGACCUAGCACUGAUACGCUUAAAACGUGUACACACAAACAAGAAUACGCACCAUUUGUCAAGAUCAGAAGCAUUUGGAGCUAUUUUUCCCUUUCUGUGAGCACCCUGGAUAAAUCCCUGAGAAAUGUUAUUCUUAAAAAAUGUCUCUAAUAGUGUAUGUUAGAUUUCAGUUUCUUUAUUUUAUUUUAUUUGGAAAUUUUCUUUUUAAUCCCCAGCUCUUUUAGUGUAGGAGUAGAAAAUUUCGCUGGCCCCUUGGUAGAAUGUAGCACUAUACAGUACGUACACCCUUUUUACUAUAUUGUGUUGAACUUCAAUGAUACCAAUAGACUAUUCCUCAAUGUGAUUGCACAAAAACAAAAAACAAAACAAAACAAAAAAAAGAAAAAAAAUAUAACAUAGGCAUGUAACAAAUGUGAUUGUCCAGGUAUGUAUGUAUGUGUGUGUGUGUGUGCGCGCGUGCUGAUGCUGCCUUCUCUCUGUGGUGUGUUCCUCAGCACAGCCAUUACAACUGUCACAGUCUUAGUUUUACAUCAUUCCCUUGUAGUGCCUUACCGAACUACAGAUGCGGUUUAAGGGUUUACUUCCACUGGUACUCCUAGAAACUGACUGAGGCUAGUCAGAAUUUCAUCUGAGCUCUUCUUUUGUGGUGGUGUUGAUUUUCUUCUUCGAGGUUAUUUUUCUGCCCCUGUUGUUACUCUUUAGUCAUUUGCCGAUGUGCAGGGGUCAGGAAGGCUUGUGGGGGCUAGAAGGACGUACCCCUAGAUAUCUGUUUAACAAUGUACAGGCUAGAAGUGACCAGAUUGGUCAUGAGACCCAAAUGUAGCUUCCCAAAGGGUCAAAGGUUUUGUUUGUGGGUCUGGGUUUUUUUUUUCCCUUUGGGAAUAAAAAUUUCCCUAUCAGUAGUUUAAUUCUCAUUCUGCUGUUUGCUAACAUUCUUAGAGGAUUAGAAGAACAGAUUCCUCCCAUCCUUGCUUUACAAACAUCUAGAGCGUUACAUUGCCUGAGUACUAUGUCAGAGAGAAGGGGGAAUGGGGAUUUGAUCCAUCAGAGGGGGAAUGCUUAAGGACACUUCCAGUAGAAUUCCAUAGAUGGGGGGAAAAGAAAGCAAGAGAAUGAGAGAAUUCAGUCUAGAGAGUUAAACUCAGGUUUCCUGAGUGAAAAGAGAAAAUUUUGAGACAUCAAGGCCCUACCCGUUGUAAUGUAGUUCUGACUGUGUUCUUUCCCCUCACUCAUCCCAUUUGUAUAAAAGCUGUAGUAGAAUGCUGUUUGAACUUGGUGAAAAAAUUCUUGCUCUGGAUCCUCCGCUUCAAAGGAACUCUAAACAGUCUUGUUUUCGGGUAGGUUUCCAAAGAGAGAUUUUCUUAUAGCUGAGAGGGUUAAGAGAGAAAAGGUGAUAAAAAUGGGCGCACCAUUGCAUCAAUACUUAGAAUUUCAUAUGUACUUGUGGCAGGAAGGGGAGGAGAGCCUAAGAAGAAGAAGGUUUGGUGGCGUGUUCCCAUCAAAGAUUAGGUCUGCAUGGCCACUCAGUGCCACUAUAGAUCUACCUAAACCGAGAGCAAGGAGUGUUUCAAGGUUUACUGCAAGAUGCUAGAGAAUGGCAGGUCAAUUGGCAGAGUGAAGAGGGAUGGAUCCCGUGGAUGGAGUUAAGGAAAAGGUCUCUCUCUCGAGAGAAACUGGCAAGACAGACAAGCACAGCUGUAAUAUCUGAUCAUGAGCAUUUGUCCAGCCUUGAAGAAGGAAGGGAUCUCAGUAUGCAUAGAUUGGGCAAGAUUAUUUUAUUUUGGCAAACCAUCAAGUAUCCCUCAUGUUUGCCAUUUCAGAUUCAUAAGCUAUCCUUGCACUGUUUUAUUUUACCAUCUCUCCCUCGCUCCCACUAAAUAUAAUGUAAAUCAGAAUCUGAUCUCUCAGCAGUCCAUGCACCUUACAUUCUUCCUUUAAAAAGACCACACUUUCCCAUUUAUCAAAGCCAGGAAAUUCCCUAUUCUCCCUGUACGUUUCCGUUGCAUUCCUCUCAUGUCCCAUUGGUUCAGGAAUGAAAGCAUCAUGCUGCUUGUGUCAUUAAAAGGAAUAAUAUUGUUAUUUUACUGUAUGAUUGUUCUGAUUAUUAUUAUUAUUAUUUUAUUAUUAUAUUUUACUCUGGGUUUUAAUUGCACACGCAUUCCUGCAUCUUUGUGUUAUUUUUCUCUUAGUAUUAUUAUUGAUGUUGUUUUGUUAAUUUUAUUAUGAAUAGUUUCUCUUCAUCAGUGGCAUCAGAGGGGUUGCUGUGCCUGUGAGAACUGCAGGAAGAGAGGAAGAUAGUUUUGUUCUGAGAAGACAAACUGUAGAGAGCAUAGAGGGAUCAGGGAAGGGACAUGCCAUGAGGACUUGUCCUUUAGGGAUGGAACAUUAUCCCACAUGGCACCCCUGCAUUUCAGCAGAAUGCCAGAAACUUUCCGUUGGAGGCAGAGACCAAACAGCAACCCACGUCAUUUUCUAGCAGCAGGGCUGGAUUAAAAGAGCAUGAGGGCCCUGGGUCCAUAAGGUCCAACUCACCAUCACAUUGUAGCAGCUAAUGUUUGCUGAGGCACUUGUAUGAGACCAAGACCAGGCCAUGUCCCCAUAAGCCCUUUAAUUAACCCAAGCUGGGGCUAAGUAUUAGAGCUCAGUUUCCCAGAGGGGCAAACAAAUGGUUGGCUCCUCAGAAGGUGCCCUAUCUACCCUCCAAGCUCUGAAUGAGAGAACCCGAAUGGAGGAAAGAAUGUGAUCCCCAGUCCAGUCACUGGAUAAACAACACUGGCAGACACUGAAGAUAUUAGCUUGUUAAAACCAAGCAGCAGGAAUAGCAAGGUACCUGUCCUGUUCUACCAUUUCUGAAGACUAAAGGUGUGUCCAUAUGGCCAAGAUAUUUGGCUCGUGUUUCUUCCUCCUUGAUAUAGCUGGUCUUUUAAUUAUUACUUAUGAAAUUUUAUUAAGCUUUUUUGUUGUAUGGAAUUAUGUUUUCAGUUACAUCUCCCACCCUUAUUAGAGCUGUGGGUGUAGAGUCUGUGUAGAGGCCUAAUUCAGCAGCACAUUUAAUCACACGCUUGAGUGCUUUGCUGAAUAAGGAUGGACUUUAAGCACAUGCUUAAAGUCAAAAUAUUUGCUUACGUGCAUCACUAUAUUUGGGGCCAAUAAAGCAGGGAAGAGAGGAAGGGUUGGUUUUAAUCUCACUUACCAGAAUGUUUGAUUUAUUUAUUAUGUUUUGCCUGCGUCCAGGUCUGUCUCGUUCUUCCACUACGCACGAAUCUGAUUUCUGUGGCAAUAGGGUGACAGAGCUUACGACGGUGCAUUCUGUGGUGUGAAGGAAUGCAUUGCAAAGUGGAAGGGGCAGUUGUUGGUCCUGUUCGUGCUGAGAGCAGAGUUGGGCUAGCUAUGGUUCUGAUCCCAGCGCAGUCAGAGGCAGCGUUGCUGGAAGGGGUUGUAAUAAGGAUGAACGAUGUAUCCGUAGUAUUGUGUUUAUGUUGCAAUGCUAAGUGAGGACUGAGUUUUCUGCUGGCUAGGGAGACACAAAAAAAUGCCUUUCCCUCUCUCUCUCUCUCUCUCUGAAAAUAUAAUAUGGUAAGGGCAGUACUAUUACCCAGACAGAGGGGAGACAAUGUUAGUAGAGGAGCUAAAUUCUUGGCAGGCACACGGUUGGAGCUACACAAGUAACAAUAGCUGAAUUAUUUAGCUUGCAGAGACCUUUGGAGUUGAAAAUAGGAUUGAUGUGUUUUGGAAUGAGCUUGGGUUUCUUUGUGUGUGUGGAGCAAACUGCUUGGAAACUUGAGGUGGAAGGCGAAUGGUUCAGUACUGGAAGUAUUACCGGUGGUUCCUGGUUGGCAGUGACCCCUUUCCCCAUCACAGUGUCUUGCUUUCGUCUGAUGCUGGAAACAGGAGAGGUGAACAGACAUUGCCUCUCUUAGAGCUGGACAUUCAAAGUGCUGCUAUGAAACCAGAAUAUACAGAGAGGUGGAGGGACUAGUUACCUUGAGCAGAAUGAAACAGGAUAAUGGACGAGCUAGAACUUUUCUCAGUGUAGACUGGGCCAAAUCCAGCUGUUUGAAGAAGCAACUACAAUUGCAUUCCCCUCAGUGGAGUUGCACCUGCUUAUACCGGGGCUGCAUUUGACCCUCUGGGGAGAUUUUUACUCCCUCACGCUCCAUAAUAGUUCUGUCAAGAAACAUUCCAGCAAAGGGACGCUUCUGUUUCUGUCAUACUUCUUUUUUAUAUUCUCAAGGGAUUAUGCCUCCGAAUAUGGUUUGAAAGAAAUUCCAUUACCAAACCAGAAGGGAAGAUAAAACCCCAUGUCUUUCUUUAACCAAAGAAGCUUCAUAAAGAAAUUUAAAUAAAGAGAGAAAGAGACCCUACCCAUUACAGAUACAGAAUUAAGUCACAGGUCCUGACUGUCAGGCAAUAAUGACAUGCUAUGGAAUUCUUUCUUUCUUUCCUUUUCUUUUCAUUUCGUUUCUUUCUGUUUCUGUCACUCGUUUAUGUUUUGAUUAGCUAGCUUCUUGAGUGGAGAAAUUCAGUCACACUAAAAUAUUGCUGCUAUCCUAAACUUUAGGGGACAUCAAAACCAUUAUGUUUCUCUCACUGUUGUUGUUGUUGUUAUUAUUAUUCAUAAUAAUUACAAUGUAUCUUAUCACUGGCAACAAUGUGGUGUUGAAAUUGUGAACUGUGUAAUGGGAAUAAGCUUCCGUAAGCUCCCCGUGCUUCUGUAGCGUUUAACUCUCCUGCUUUAGGACUCCGUUUGCAAUCUCUGUGUGUCAGUGCAAUGCUGUAGCUCCUGUCAUGACGAAACCUCUGCAAAGUUGGGCAAAUGCAGAAGAAGUGUUUGUGGAAGUGUGUGCAGGUUUGCCAUGGGUUGGCAAUCAGCCCAGCAAAGGGGUAUGAAGUGCUGCUUACGGGCCAAGUUCUGGACCUGUGAGUGCAGGGUCUGACUAAAUGUUCCUUGUUCGGGGAGUUCUGCAGCCACUGGGAGAAAUAAUCCUCUCCUUCCCUGACAGGGUGCAAAGCACCAGUGUGACUCAGGCCAUGGGCUGCAGUAGCAUCUGUACCCGCUGUGUUCCCCUUCCCCCGUGUGGAGGUUUAGGUCAGUGGAUCUGCAGUUGUGGACCCACUGAUCCCCAGAUCUCCUCUGCACUACUGUAGAGACAGCCUCUGACGAUAACUGCUUUGCAAUGUGCAUGAUGUGUGGAGUCCUCCAAAUUCCCUCUCUGGAGUCUGGUCCGGUGCAUUAGGAUCACUUUAGUUCCUCUGCAUUUAAGGCCUCAGUUCUUAGAGAAAGGAAAAUGGGACUGAGCCCUGUGCAUCCAGUCUUUGAGUCCACAUGCUGUCAUACUCUGGCAGAGCUCCCUUUGAAGCCAAUGGGAAUUUUGCCUGCAUGUAGACCAAGUUAAGACUAUCAGUCGCGUUGAGCAAAAUACCCUUUCUACACACUAUUUUACAGCAAAGGUCACAAAUGUUUGUCACACUACUGUAAGCUAUAGUGUCUUGGCUCGUUGCUGUAGUAUUGUCUUUAAGAAUAGGUCCAGCCCAUGCUGCCUGCCCUGUGUUCCAGGUACAUAGUAUGUCACCACUAGAUGCUGUGAUGCCAGCCCUUCAAAGUUUGCCAUUAUGGUCUGUUGCCACCCAGAGGCUGCAGCCCUGCCCAGCCCUGAAGCUACUUGAUUGCAUUAGGCAGUGUCACUGCAGGGUUAGAGUUCAGACCAGAUGGCUAAUUUGGAACUCAGUCCUGCAGGUGCUUAUGCCCGUGAAUAACUUUCCUCCACUUUGGUCCCAGAGCGUUACUGGAAUCACUCACGUGUGUAAAGUUGCUCAGGUAUGUAAAUGUUUGCAGGAUCCAGAUCUAGAUAAGCAGACAAAGACUGGUCUCAGCAAACACAAGUUGCUCUCAUAGGAGAAGGAAACACACGUUUUGCAUCAAGUGUGAAAUCUGAAUGGGGAAUUAGCUUAACUUUUCAGGAGUCUUACGAAGCAUACUAUGAGGCUUUGCUUUCUACCUUUAUAGAAUCAGAUUGAAAUUUACAUUUCUCACGUACGGGUUAGCUUGUCCUUCCAGUUUUAGCAGUGCUGCUAUAACAGACUCUUCAUGUGCGUAUGAAGGUAAAGUUUUUGUUUUUAAUCUUUUGCUUGUCAUAGUUAAUCCAAGAAAGGCAAUACUAAAGGUAUAUUUUUUCCAAAAAUGAUAUUUUUUACUGCACUGAUAAAUAUUGUGACAUCUCUGAUCUUAAGUCUUUAGCUGUAGGGGGAAUUAUGUGCAGAUUCACAUAGAUCUUGUAAAUACUUGUGUGUGGGUCUGACAGCCAGGGACUUUUUUUUUUCUUUCUUUCUUAAAAAAAAUAAAUACAAAUAAAAAUCGAAAGGUUUCCUCUUUGAGACGGAAAGAGAUGGACAGCAAUGCUGAGAGCAAAAGAAAAGCUUAUCCCACUUUCAGAACAUAGCCAAGGAGCUUUUGCAGUGCUGGCAUGGAGUUGAUGAUAAUGCAGACAUGAUAUUGAUUUUUUUUUCCAGUGAAUUGAUUGGAAAGGAGUAAGUAAGUUAGAAAAGCUUUGGUCUGGAAUUCUGAUCAGAAAUGCUGUUCAUCAGCCACAUGGCACCUCUUAGGGUUUUGUUAUAUUUUGUUUCUUAAUUCAUCCUUGUCGAUUGGUCCGAGGCUUGUUUGCCUGGAUUCUAGGUUGGUCUAUAUGUGUUCUACUGUUCUAGAACUCAUUGACUCCAUUGGAAGCAAACCCAUCUGAUCAGGAUUCUGGAUUCUGAUUGGUUGCAAAGGUAUUCUGGCGCUAUGGUGGAAUACCUUCCGUUUUUUAAAGAAGGAUUUAGAUACACUUAUAUUACACAAACUGUGACCUAAUGGCAAUAAUUACCUCAAAUGUGGGCAUUCAUCCUGGUUUUAGCCUUUUUGAAAACAUGUAGCCAGCUUGAACUUGGGUUUCAAAGACUAUAAACUUUGUAUGGGCGGAAUAAUGAUAAAUGCCCACCCUGGUCAUUGUUGCUUGAAUGAAUUCUGAAGACCGUGAUUCUUUAAAACAAAAGAAACCAAGGAAUAGAUUACUCUUUUAUGUAUUGUAAUCAAUUGUGAAAAUGCACAUGUAAGUAUAUAUGUUUAUAGCUACUGUAAAAUGCUUUGGCCUUCUAGAAGUUAUUUAAUGAGUCACAUUUUAAACCAAUAUGAACUGAAUAACAGACUGUGGCUACUUAAACAGUUUUCUGGCUACAUUUUAUAGUUAUUACAGUGUUUUAUAGUUUACAUUUAAACUGGUACUUUUUAAGGGAAAUUUCUGUUUGUAAAUGACACCUUCAAAAACUCAAUACAGCUGCCUCUAUUUUUUAAUUUUGCCCUUUUAAAACAGAAAAGAGCAGGUGUGUCUUUAUUAUGUAUAUUCUGUUUUGAGAUAUAACAUAGUAUUGGAAAGUGAGUUCUGAUCAAAGAAUCUACCUUAUUCCAAAGUAUGGUUAAAAAAACCGCUCCACACAUACUGAAGUAUAGUCCAAUACAUGAGCUAUUUAUUUUUUAAUAACAAACUUUAAUGAAAUUCCUUGGGUUGAAGCAUGGAGCACAAUACUUCCAAAUCAACUAUCCUCUGUAGGACCAUAACCUGGAUGAAGAUACCUGUAUAAUGAGAGAGAAGGAUAUUCAAAGGAAGGGCUGUAUUGUUUUGUUCAUAACUCAUUAGCUGAACUAUUGAUUCCUGAACUAGUGAAUCCCUAUUUUGUUUUGGGAUUGUUGGUUGUUGUUUUUUUUGUGUGACAGCCACUCAGAGAGGCAAUGCUGUAAUUUGGCCUUCAUUCUGUUCAUCCCUUUAUACAAGUGACUCCACCCUAGAAACAUUUUGAACCAGUGAACUAACUACAAAGUCCACUGACCAUCUCUCUGUAAACUUUAUUAGCGAACGGUGGUACCCUUUGGUGUUGUUUCGUUGUUAUAGGUUGUCGUAUAUUUUGCAUUUUGAUGUAACCUCUUCUUUUUUUUUCAGUCUCACUUCACCAUGAGUAUCUGUUUAGUUUUGUCUUUGUUUUCUUUCAGUUGGGUAACCAUUGAACACCGUGUCAAUGUCUCGCUGGGCAAAGUGGUACUUUUAGAUAAUAAAAGUACCUGAAUUGGCAUUUUAAAAAAAAUCUGUCUGAAAUACUGAGCUUCAGUCGUGGCGCUCAGGUAAUCUCAGCAAAGCUCCUUGCAUCUUUCAGUGAGGCCUGACACAGCUGCACUGUUGAUCUUGGCAGUUGAAUGAAGUUACUAGAAAACAACAGUGAUACUUUACAGUUAGGCCCCUGUGCUGCUGCUGGUAAAAUCAGUGUCCGAACUUCCCAUUGACUUCAAUGGGAGCAGAAUUGGUCCCUAGCCCCUCCAGUAACUCCAUUCAGUGCCAGGUACCCUCACUGUAACUCACAUUACCAAAGCGAUAACUUACCAUGACUGGGGUUGCCAUUUGGUGAACUAAAUCGAGGACUGUUAGCAGCCCUUGGGCAAACUGGAAAAUGUCCACCCCCUAACAGGCCACAGUCACAGAAUCAACAGCCACUAACCAUUUUGCUGUCCUCAGCAACAGCCUGUUCUGCCUCGUUGUGGCACGAGCCAGUCCUGGAAAUACCAGCUCGUUUGGUUGAAGGAGCUACAGAGUUUUUUAAAUACUUUGGCUUGGAACUUGUAAAGCAAGAAGGGGUUUCUAAUACUGGCAAUGCACAUCCCUUACAAUCUGAAUGGUUACAUAUAGCACUUCUGUCCUCAAAAAGGAAAUAAAACAUUCUUCAAUGCUUCCACAUUUGGUGGUUACAUACAACACUUCUGUCUUUUUUUUUUCUUUAUUCCUUAUUUGUUUGGUUUUGGUUUUCAUAUUCUUAAAAUGAUACUUCCAUGGCUAUUCCAGGGCACAGCCAUUUCAGAUGUAGAAAGUAUCUGCUCAUCCCAUGUGUUUCACCAACAAAGUAAACAAGGCAUUUUGGGGGUAUCAGAUUCUACUUGCACAGAAUUGGAAUGUAGCUUGUAUAUUCUAUACCAAACCAAAUUUCUGAGAGGAGAGGAAGUGUAAUGAAUAGCUUUAUUAAAAGGAGAGUGAGAGAGAGAGAGAGAGAGAG
This is a messenger RNA of Chelonia mydas (Green sea turtle), 13766 nucleotides long. It is a transcript of the gene HIPK2, whose product is annotated as homeodomain interacting protein kinase 2. NCBI's taxonomy places the organism in Eukaryota, Metazoa, Chordata, Testudines, Cheloniidae. Bases 494 to 4111 code for a protein of 1205 amino acids. The transcript is spliced from 15 exons. Gene Ontology annotation, molecular function: protein serine/threonine kinase activity; SMAD binding; protein tyrosine kinase activity. The record is from RefSeq and is a predicted model, not a curated record. Gene Ontology annotation, cellular component: PML body; cytoplasm; nucleus. Gene Ontology annotation, biological process: positive regulation of transcription by RNA polymerase II; intrinsic apoptotic signaling pathway in response to DNA damage by p53 class mediator; smoothened signaling pathway.